Helianthus annuus (common sunflower) is the source of this 1852-nucleotide messenger RNA. RefSeq lists its product as uncharacterized. Bases 266 to 1579 code for a protein of 437 amino acids. The record is from RefSeq and is a predicted model, not a curated record. The transcript has 7 exons. Gene Ontology annotation, molecular function: protein binding. Lineage: Eukaryota; Viridiplantae; Streptophyta; Magnoliopsida; Asterales; Asteraceae.
AUCAUAAUAACAAACGAUCGCUUUUUACAAUUACACACGCUUUCAAUUCGAUAUUCUCCCCCUUUCAACACGAAAUCCCCUCAGCUUCCAAUUCGCGAUUCAAUCAAAAAUCAUUAUCCUUAUUCGACAUUUCAAGCUUUAACAUGAUCAGAUAUCUGAAAUUAGCCACAACGAUUACUAGUUUCACCUUUUUUCAGUUCAUAAAAAUCAAUAUCAACAUCUAGGGUUUCAUAAACCCUAAGUUUUCCGUUACAAGUUUACAGUAAUGGCAGAUACAUCAAGGCCGCAAUUUACAAUAACCUUAGGUCGCAGUGGUCAGGUGGUGAAGAGAGCAGGGGAUGUGGUGGAUAGUGAUUUUGUUGGCUCGGUUCCAGCUGCUGGGAUUAAAAGAUCGGUUAGAGAUAGGCUAGGAAGCAAUGUGGAUGCUGGACAUCUCGAUAACAAACGGCAGCGUGGAGCUAAUGGUAGAUUGAGUUCCAACACUAGUAAUGGUGUAGAUGAUGAUACUCAUCUUAGUAAACACGAUCUCCGGUUCAAAAUCAUGAAGAAAAGCGAAAGAAAAGCUAAGCAGAAAAACGUGGACCUCCGUGACAUGUUAUCAAGAAAAGCGCGUCCCUCUUCAACUGACCACAAAGUACACCAAAGUCCACCUAAGUCACGAAACGAUAGACCGAGGGCAACUAGGGUUACACCUGAGCCAAAAGAGCCAAAAGAUGGUCAGUGGGACCCAGUUGAUGGUGGACCUAGAGAUGAUAGACGGCUUAUGCGGGACCCGAUUGAAGUUCGAUCAAGAGAUGAUAGACGGCUUGUAUGGGAUUCAGUUGAGGUUGGACCUCGAGAUGAUAGGCGGGUCAUACGGGAUCCAGUUGAGGUUGGACCUCGAGAUGAUAGGCGGGUCAUACGGGAUUCAGUUGAGGUUGGACCAAGAGAUGAUCAACGGGUAAUGCGGGUCCCGGUUGAGGUAGGCCCACGUAUGCACCACCUAUACGAUGACAGACAAUCGAAUCUAGAUCCAACGGAUGGUAGCAUGCCAAGUAGACUCACUUCCACAAGAACUUCAAGAACUCUAUCACAGAUGGACUUAUCAAAAACCUCUUUCUCUUUGGAGACUUUGGAUCGCAUGAGUCGCUCAUCACAGCCUAGAGUAUUGGAUAAUUCCAUUGGUCUACCACCACCGUUGACGGAAGAGCCACUAAGAAGACCGCUAAUGAGACCAGUGACGUAUGCCAGCGGGGAUGUUCGUGAGAUUGCAAGGCCCAUGGCUACCACUUCUUUUCCUGUAAAACCAGUCAUUUCCGAUGGACCGGCAAAAUCUGUGGGACUGUCGGUAGCCCCGCAAUUACCAAUGGGGAGGAUUGUGCCACAAAGUCAAUAUCCAGUUGAAUAUCUUACUGUGGAGGGAUUUUUGCACUCAUUAGGACUGGACAAGUAUUUGAUUUCAUUUAAGGUUGAAGAGGUUGACAUGGCUACUUUGAGCCAGAUGGGAGACCAUGAUCUCAAAGAGAUGGGCAUACCUAUGGGACCCAGGAAAAAGAUUUUGCUCGCUCUCCUUGCUCGCCACAGGAGGCCAGCACAAUGAGCGCGGUACUUGAAAAUGGUAACAUCAUGAAGAUAGAGUUAGCGCUUUUUUUUUUCUUUCUUGUAAUCAACUCAAUACCGAUGUUUUGUUUUCUUCUUCGAGUGUUAUUGAUCAUUACAAUUAGUGAACUUGAAUUGGUUCGAUGUACUCCUGGAUCCAAAGCAAUAUGUAGUACAUUAUUGUUUUGGACACAGGAAUUUCAGGAUUUGGAAAGGGGCCAGUUAUUUUGUGCCUUGCAAGGGUGAUGAAUAUAUAACUAGGGGUUAUAACACA